Xiphophorus couchianus (Monterrey platyfish) is the source of this 4915-nucleotide messenger RNA. RefSeq names its product major facilitator superfamily domain containing 1 (gene mfsd1). Bases 42 to 1454 code for a protein of 470 amino acids. Gene Ontology annotation, biological process: transmembrane transport. Gene Ontology annotation, molecular function: transmembrane transporter activity. Gene Ontology annotation, cellular component: lysosome. The transcript has 16 exons. The record is from RefSeq and is a predicted model, not a curated record. NCBI's taxonomy places the organism in Eukaryota, Metazoa, Chordata, Actinopteri, Cyprinodontiformes, Poeciliidae.
CUUCCAGCUCUCUGCCUGCUUCCCUCGAACAGCAGCCGAACAUGGCGGACUUUGAGGAGCGGGGGACGCUGUUGGGAGACGAAAAUGAAGGCCCGCUCGCCGGGCGACAGGAAGCCGGAGGCCCCGAAAGACCAAUGUCCGCCAUCUGCGACCCCAGCCACCUCCUGCACCGAGUGGUCGUCCUGGUUUUCAUGUGCUUCCUGGGAUUCGGGAGCUACUUCUGCUAUGACAACCCAGCAGCACUUCAAACUCAAGUCAUACAGGAUAUGAACUUGAACACUGCUCAGUUCAUGCAGCUGUAUGCCUGGUAUUCCUGGCCAAACGUGGUGCUCUGCUUCUUGGGAGGAUUUCUCAUCGACAGGGUUUUUGGCAUCAGGCUUGGAACCAUCAUCUUUUCCCUAUUUGUCUGUAUUGGACAGGUAAUAUUUGCGGCUGGAGCAUGGGCCAAUCAUUUUUGGCUAAUGGAAGCCGGGCGCUUUGUAUUUGGUAUCGGCGGAGAGUCCCUAGCCGUGGCCCAAAACACGUAUGCGGUGAACUGGUUCAAAGGCAAGGAGCUCAAUCUGGUCUUUGGUCUUCAGCUCAGCAUGGCUCGACUGGGCAGCACAGUGAACAUGAACAUCAUGGGUUGGGUGUACAAUAAAGUUGCAGUGGCUGUUGGUUCCUCUGGACACACGACACUCGGGAUAUCACUCAUGAUAGCGGCUGGAACCUGUGUGUUUUCUCUAACCUGUGCCUUGGUGCUGGCAUUUUUUGAUAAGAGAGCAGAGAGGAUCCUUCAGAAGGAACAGGGAAGAACGGGUGAAGUUAUAAAGCUGACUGAUGUGAAAGAUUUCUCCCUGUCCCUGUGGCUCAUCUUCAUCAUUUGUGUGUUUUACUAUGUCGCCAUUUUCCCCUUUAUUGGACAGGGCCAGGUAUUUUUUAUUGAAAAAUUCAACUUCUCCCCAGCACAAGCCAGAGCUGUCAACAGCAUCGUGUACAUCAUCUCAGCUCCCGCGUCUCCGAUUCUCGGCUUUAUCGUCGACAAGACCGGGAGAAAUAUCGGCUGGGUCUUUGCCGCCGUCAUCGCGACGCUCUGUGCUCACAUGAUGUUGGCCUUCACCUUCUGGAACCCGUGGAUUGCCAUGUCCCUGCUGGGCGUCUCGUACUCUCUGCUGGCCUGUGCACUGUGGCCCAUGGUGUCCUUUGUGGUGCCUGAGCAUCAACUGGGAACAGCCUAUGGCUUCAUGCAGUCCAUCCAGAACCUGGGGCUUGCCGUCAUCGCGAUCUUAGUCGGAGUCAUUGUGGAUAUAAGAGGAUACCUGGUGUUGGAAGUGUUUUUCUGUGCCUGCAUUUGCAUCGCGCUGAUGGCAGUGGUGGGGUUGUACUUGGUAAAUUAUCUUAAAGGUGAAGAUUUGAACCGGUCAGCUGCAGCCAGAGCCAAACUCCAGAAGGAGAUGUCUACAGAUGCAGAAUGAUGCUGAGCGAACACACAUGGUCCUGGGCUUCAGAACCAGCAGGUUGCACUGUCCACCCCAGAGCUUUCAGUCUGCGGCCAAUUGGGCGGGACUGCGGUUCUGGCUCCGCCCAGUGACGUCAUCUGUGGUUCUUCACACCUGAACUGACUGGCUGUUGCUUAACCCCGUGUUGAUAUGAGGACACUGAUGAAUGACGAAUCUCAGUUUGGACAUAACUACAACUUCUUCUCACCUGACUGCAGUUCCACCUGCUCUUAGUAACAGCUAACUCGUGUGUGUGUGUGUGGGGGGGUGUACGGCAUGAAGUUUAACUGCUAAAAAUCUAAAGUUUUUACAAACUGUCAAGGGGAAUGGUGCUUUUAAACCUUUUUAAAAAUCCUUGAUUUAUUAUUAUUAUUUCUUGGUUUUAACUCAGAAAAUAAGGAUCCUAUUUCAGUUCAUGCAAACUUUGUGGGUAUUGUGUGUCCAGAAGAACUUGUUUAGCUUAUCCCAUGUCAGCGUUAUCACUGCCAAACCAAACUCUCAUAAUGGAGUCGGCACACUUAUUUUCUUGCCGUAAGCUUUAGUCAGACGCAUCAUUGACCUUUUAGUGGAUGGUCUCCAGCAGAGCACGGCUCCUCACUGUUUAAGCUUUAUUGCUCGGUUAUUUUAUUCCCUAAACUCUUUAACCGCUUUUCAAUGAGCUAUGAAGUUCAUAACAGUUAAUUUUCUGUCGCAUCACCAUCAUCUAUUAAUGCGCAGAUGUAAAAAGAAAACGGGCCCGCUUUCGAACGUAUUUAACUGUGUAAUGAUGCUCAGCUUUAGCGUCUGUAGACGCAUUUUUAAACGUGACCUUUUAUAAUAAUCUUUUUUUUUUAAUCUUCAAAAAAAAGAUUUAAAUGUUUCAUAGAUUUUUGUCCUUUAAACUCAGGUGAUUAAGUUGAAGUUCAAAGCGCUGUCCGAAAUUCCUGCUUGCUUCAGGCUGUUUGUGCUCUUGGCUUUAACAAAUUGCAUUGUGGAAAUGCAGUUGGAGAUUGUAGUCUCCAUCUGCUGAUCGCAGUUGCAGACAUAGACACGGCCCUGUUGGCGCUUCUCACCAUAUUGGCACAUUUUAAGGUUGAAGCAAAAAUAUCGGCCAUGGCCAAAUUGAAAGUGGAGAAAAAUCUAUUUCUUACAUGUUGAUUCUGGUCAUAAUGCUAUGUAUAUUAUCUUAUUUAAAUGCAAAGAAAACAAGUGUAACAGAGCACCUGGAUAGCUGGAAGAAAAUAAAGACGCACUUGAAAUGAUCAAAUUAAGAUAGAAAAUGUUGAAACGCCAAUAAUAUAUUUAAAAAAAAAAUUUAGAAAACGCAUAACAAAGGUCAAAGCAUUUCUGACAAAAAAAAUAUAAUUACUUAGAGAGAAUAUUGUAUAACAUAUAUGACUUAUUAUCAUAAUAGUACAUCGAUUCAGUCAAAUUGAAUUGAUUAAGUUUUACUUUUAAAAUUCAAAUACCUAAACCACUUGGGCACUUUCGCUUUUAUCUCAAAAUCAAAAAUCUAUAUAUCAAUCAGUGAAUCAAACUGUACUGUAGUUUCAAUGAAAGUUUUACAAACGUUAACAAAUAAACCGAUACUAGUAGUACAGCUGGAAUAUUGAGACUCAAUCACAAGUCAGGAAGGACUAUAGGCAGAUAUAAUGUUAGAGCAUUAAAAUUUGUUAGAAUUAAAGUUUUAACCAUUUGGAAAAACUUUAUUUUCACAAAGAAUUAAAUGACUUUCAAUCUAAAUAAAUGACUAGAACAUAAAUAAAAAAAUAUCAGAUUUCACAAGAGAAGCGAGGCUAAAAAGAAAACAUCAACAAUCUAAGGUGCCUAAAGCCUUUGACUUGAAAGCUACAGCAAUGACACGAAUGGAAGUUUUAGCACUUUUUUUUAUUAUUAUUUUGGAGAAAUAACCAUGAAAAGGUAACUCACUGCAUAUGUAGCAAAUAUGUUCCCCGUUAUUCACAAUGGAAGAAGGAAACUUUUAACGCGUGUUAAAUUUAGCUGCUGCUCUGUGUAAAUAUGGGUGUGAAAUGAAUUAUGCAAGAUUUGUUCAAGCGAAACAUUUUUAACCAUUAAAGUGGGAUUUUCAUCAUGAAUUAAGUAUUUUCCAGUUUGAAAACUGAACUGAGUUUGAAGACGGUAAACAAAACGAGACCAAAACAGUAUUUAAGAAAAACAAAACUUCCAGAAGUAAAAACUAGGCUACAAAGGUAACUUUAAAAAAAAACCCCAAAAAAACCCCCUCAAAACUAGUGAGUCUUAGAGGCUGUUUUUGUGAUUUAACACUUGUUACAUUUAACUGUUGAUUUGCUGAAAUGAUCUGAGAAGUACUGAUUAUACAAUGUUUGAAGAAGCAAACACUUGCAACCAAGUGCUAAGACAUUUUUAAUAAACAUAAAUUAUUAAACAUUUUAAUUCCUUUCUCUCUUUUUUUGUUACUGCAGCGUCUCUCUUCUGUAUUCUCCUUUUUUUUUUUUUUUUUUUUUUCUUCCUCUGCUCACUGCUUGCGUUGAUGCUCUUGUUGGUGUGGGCGCUGGAAGGUUUAUUGUGCCCGCGUUAUUAUUCCUACAGGAGUAAAAGGCAGCCCAGUAUGGUGAUGCAGGGUGGAAGUGCUAGACUGGCAUACAUGUCUGCUUUUGCCUUGCGUAACAGGUACCUUUCCAGGCUGGGAGCACAGGUAUGAUCACGUUUAGUCAAACUGUUUUAAAACUCGCUGUGCAAUCUCUUGUUGCCUGCGUCUUUCUAAAGGGGCUUUUAUUAAAACUCUGGGUCUGCUUAGCCUGUGGUUUGUCUUCUGCUUGAUUUCUUUCAUCCUCUCAGCUCCCAGAUCACUGCUCUACCCAUCUGUCAUCGCUUGCCCACAGGAGCGUUCUGAAAUGACACUCUCCAUUCAUCCGUCUGCGUCUGCAGCUCAGUAAGCUAACUCUGUGGCUCGAGACAAGUUUGCACUGAAAUGGGACGAUGCUUCAAAAUCGUCACGUUUUGUACAGAAUUGUUUUUGCACUUUUCCCUUUGACAUUUUUAUGUUACUGACUGUUGACAUUUACAGGUGAAUGUUUAAGGAGAUCACUUUAUUUUUUUGAUAACACUCGUUUCUACUGCACCUAUCCAUGUAUACUGGAUUUGUUGAACACUUGAGGUGCCCUUUAGCAAAGUCGAACCAAAGAUGUUUUUCUUCCAAGUAUUAACCUCAGGGGGUCACCUUUUUUGUUUUUACCUUUUGUAGGUGUAUAUCCUUUGCAAACAGCACAGGGCGCCAUUUCACUCUGUUUACCACUGACCAUGGAAAUGCUUUGUUUUAGUCGAGCAAUCAAUAUCUAGUUUGAUUUUUUUCACGUUUUCCAAGCUACCACAUGUCAUUUGGAUAAGGGAGACUAAGAAUUCGUUGAAGCAUUGUGAAGUAUAUGUUGAUGAUUUUUUUAAAAUAUUUGAAAUAAUAAAAAUAUUCUUAAAAUCAA